Molecule: messenger RNA, 9366 nt
Organism: Anolis carolinensis (green anole)
Lineage: Eukaryota; Metazoa; Chordata; Lepidosauria; Squamata; Anolidae
Gene: atp11a
Product: ATPase phospholipid transporting 11A
Exons: 30
Coding region: 239-3991 (1250 amino acids)
Biological process (GO): phospholipid translocation
Cellular component (GO): plasma membrane; recycling endosome; endoplasmic reticulum
Molecular function (GO): magnesium ion binding; ATPase-coupled intramembrane lipid carrier activity; ATP binding
Source: RefSeq, a predicted model, not a curated record
AAGAGCGGCUACCCUUCCCCGCCCGUGGUCCCUCUCGGCUCCUCCGCUUCCUUCCUUCCUCCCUUGCUUCUCUUGGGCGCACAUGGGGAGGCGAGCGGGGCGCCCGCUGGACUGAGCGGCGGACUCCUCGGAGGCAGCUCGGGCUCUAGGCAGGCGAGCGGACGGGAGGAAGGACGAUGCUGCUGCUGCUCCCGCCGCCUCCACCUCCUCCGGCUCCUCCGCUCCUCCGGGGGCUGCCAUGAGGCAGGAGGAGCCCCGCGGGUGCCGAGGUCGGGAGGCCGGCGAGGGAGCGAGCCCGGGAGCCCCCGAGCGGCGGCGAGGAGGAGGAGGGCGAGACGGAGAAGGAGCUGCCCGCCGCCGCCGCCGCCGCCGCCCCGCCGCCAUGGACUGCAGCCGCCUCAGGGCUCUCCUCCACAGAUACUGUACUGGAGAAGAGAAUUGGGUGGACAAUCGAACUAUUUAUGUUGGCCAUCGCGAACCUCCCCCAGGUGCUGAGGCAUACAUUCCACAGCGAUAUCCAGAUAACAGAAUAGUUUCCUCAAAGUACACUUUUUGGAACUUUGUACCGAAGAAUUUGUUUGAGCAGUUCCGAAGAAUAGCAAACUUUUAUUUUCUCAUCAUUUUUCUUGUACAGUUAAUCAUUGACACACCAACUAGUCCAGUGACAAGUGGGCUUCCACUUUUCUUUGUAAUCACUGUAACAGCUAUAAAACAGGGCUAUGAAGACUGGCUUCGUCACAAAGCUGACAAUGCAAUGAACCAGUGUCCUGUUCACUUCAUUCAACAUGGCAAACUGGUUAGAAAGCAGAGCCACAAACUAAGAGUUGGAGAUAUUGUGAUGGUAAAAGAAGAUGAAACAUUCCCUUGCGACUUAAUAUUGUUGUCCAGUAGUCGGGCAGAUGGAACAUGUUUUGUUACAACAGCAAGUUUGGACGGCGAGUCCAGUCAUAAGACAUAUUAUGCUGUCCAAGACACGAAGGCCUUUCAAACUGAACAGGAUAUUGACACCCUGCAUGCUACUAUUGAAUGUGAACAACCCCAGCCUGAUCUUUAUAAAUUUGUCGGCCGAAUAAAUGUUUACCAUGACAGAAAUGAACCUGUUGCAAGGCCAUUAGGAUCUGAAAAUGUGCUUCUUAGAGGAGCUACAUUGAAGAACACAGAGAAAAUAUUUGGUGUUGCCAUAUACACUGGCAUGGAAACAAAAAUGGCAUUGAAUUAUCAGUCAAAAUCUCAGAAACGAUCUGCAGUUGAAAAAUCAAUGAAUGUAUUUCUUAUUGUUUACCUCUGCAUACUGAUCAGUAAAGCACUAAUAAAUACUGCCCUGAAAUAUGUUUGGCAAAGUGAGAAAUCCCGUGAUGAACCUUGGUAUAAUCAGAAAACAGAACUCGAAAGGAAACGAAAUGUGUUUAUUACAGCAUUUACAGAUUUUCUUGCCUUCAUGGUUCUUUUCAACUACAUUAUUCCUGUAUCCAUGUAUGUCACAGUAGAGAUGCAAAAGUUUCUUGGUUCUUAUUUUCUCACUUGGGAUGAAGAAAUGUUUGACGAAGAAAUAGGUGAAGGACCGCUGGUGAACACCUCUGACCUCAAUGAGGAGUUAGGACAGGUUGAAUAUGUCUUCACAGAUAAAACAGGGACAUUAACAGAGAACAAUAUGGAGUUCAUAGAAUGCUGCAUUGAGGGGCAUGUUUAUGUGCCUCAUGUCAUCUGUAAUGGGCAAAUCCUUCACGACUGUGGCGGAAUCGAUAUGAUUGAUUCAUCCCCAGGAGGAAGUAGCAAAGACAGAGAAGAGCUCUUUUUCCGGGCUCUGUGCCUUUGUCACACUGUCCAGGUGAAGGAAGAUGACAAUGUGGAUGGAUUAAAAAAGGCCCAGCUGUCAGGGAGGUCCUCUGUGUAUAUUUCAUCAUCCCCUGAUGAAGUUGCUUUAGUUGAAGGGAUUCAGAGGCUUGGUUUCACAUAUUUAAGGCUGAAAGACAAUUACAUGGAAAUCUUAAAUCGAGAAAAUGAUAUUGAAAAGUUUGAACUCCUGGAAAUCCUUAGUUUUGAUUCCGUAAGGAGACGAAUGAGUGUAAUUGUUAGAUCAUUAAAAGGGGAAAUAUUUCUGUUUUGCAAAGGAGCAGAUUCUUCUAUAUUCCCUCGAGUUACAGAAGGCAAAAUAGAACAGAUUAGAGCAAGAGUUGAGCGCAAUGCAGUGGAGGGUCUGCGGACAUUAUGUGUGGCAUAUAAAAAAUUCACCUGUGAGGAAUACGAAAGUGUACAGAAGCAACUUCAGGAGGCAAAGUUGGCUCUGCAGGACCGGGAAAAGAAGCUGGCAGAAGCAUAUGAACUGAUAGAAACUGAGCUUAUCCUACUUGGUGCUACAGCAGUUGAAGACCGUCUGCAGGAAAAAGCUGCUGACACAAUUGAAGCCUUGCAAAAAGCUGGCAUUAAGGUAUGGGUUCUGACAGGAGACAAAAUGGAAACUGCUGCUGCUGCUUGCUAUGCCUGUAAACUCUUUAGAAGAAAUACUCAAAUACUUGAGUUAACUACAAAGAAAAUUGAAGAGCAGAGUUUGCAUGAUGUGCUGUUUGAACUAAGCAAAACUGUCCUAAGGCACAAUGGCAGCUUAACACGGGACAGCUUCUCAGGGCUUUCAGCUGAAAUGCAAGAUUAUGGUUUAAUUAUUGAUGGAGCAGCACUAUCAUUAAUAAUGAAACCUCGGGAAGAUGGGAGCUCUGGUAACUACAGAGAGAUCUUCCUUGAAAUUUGUAGGAACUGCAGUGCAGUUUUAUGCUGUCGCAUGGCUCCUUUGCAAAAAGCACAGAUUGUAAAAUUAAUUAAAUGGUCAAAGGAGCACCCCAUCACAUUAGCAAUUGGAGAUGGAGCAAAUGAUGUCAGCAUGAUCCUAGAAGCACAUGUUGGGAUUGGUAUUAUUGGAAAAGAAGGUCGUCAAGCAGCAAGAAACAGUGACUAUGCAAUACCCAAAUUUAAACAUUUGAAAAAAAUGUUGCUUGUUCAUGGGCAUUUUUAUUAUGUCAGGAUAUCUGAACUUGUGCAAUACUUCUUUUAUAAGAAUGUGUGCUUCAUUUUCCCUCAGUUUUUAUACCAGUUCUUCUGUGGGUUUUCACAGCAGCCUUUAUAUGAUACUGCGUAUCUUACCCUGUACAAUAUCAGCUUUACUUCCCUUCCUAUUCUGUUGUAUAGUCUAAUGGAACAGCAUGUCAGUGCAGAUACCCUCAAGAGAGACCCUUCACUGUACAGGGAUGUUGCCAAGAAUGCCCAUCUACGCUGGCGUGUAUUCAUUUACUGGACAUUCUUGGGAGUAUUUGAUGCUGUGGUCUUUUUCUUUGGUGCCUAUUUCUUGUGCGAAAACUCAUCUGUGACCAGCAAUGGACAGCUAAUGACAGCCAACACUCACAUGAUGUUUGGAAACUGGACUUUUGGGACACUGGUGUUUACUGUUCUAGUAUUUACCGUUACCCUGAAGCUUGCACUAGAUACACACUACUGGACAUGGAUCAACCACUUUGUGAUCUGGGGGUCGUUACUUUUCUACAUUGUCUUUUCUCUUCUCUGGGGAGGGAUAAUCUGGCCUUUUCUCAAUUACCAGAGGAUGUACUAUGUGUUCCUGCAAAUGCUGUCUAGUGGUCCUGCAUGGCUGGGCAUUAUAAUGCUCAUAAUUGUGAGCCUUCUGCCAGAUGUACUGAAGAAAGUUUUAUGCAGGCAGCUGUGGCCAACAGCAACAGAAAGAACCCAGACUGCAUCAAGCCAUGGCCGGGACCAUAUUUCAGAAUUCACCCCUCUUGCCCCUUUGACAAGACCAAGAUAUAGGAGCAAUGAAUGCAAGAAUUCCCCACCAAGAAGGUCUAGUUCUCAUUCUAAAAAAACAAUGUUUACACAUUGGCGAAACUAUAAUUAUUCAGUGCUCCCUGCUAUCUUUGGCAAUUCCAAUACACGUUUUGAUUCUGGUGCAGGAUACUACCACAGGAGUUCAGGUUUGGAAACAUGUCUGUGACCCAUCACCAAUUCAAGCCUUUAAGAACCUCAGCUGCUGACCCCUCAAAAAACUGUGCAAACAAUUAUGGAAAUUUUCAAUAAGCUGUAAUAUUCUGACAAACUGAAUCAAGAGCGCUGAAAACAAGCCUUUCCAGGAGUAUUGGCCUUCCUUUUUAUGUUUUAAACUGUUGAAACAAUGGAUUAUCUACACAGUCUGGCACUGUGAGAAUGGACAGCUCUAUAAUUUCACUCCAUUCUUUCAGAACCCUUGUAUGAUUAUCGCUUCUAUCAUUUCUCUUCCUUUAUUACUUGAACACAGUCCUCCUUCAGUCCAUGACUCUCUUCUGAGUUGAGUGGUUAAAAAUGGUCAGUUAUAAGUAAUUAUCUAAGAUCCCUAGUGAAAGUCGCUGAAAGCUUUUUCACAGGUGCUGUUUCUGACUUGUUUUUGUCCUUUGCUCUUUCUGUAGAACAAACUGGUGUUUCCUCUGUGCAAAUCUUCUUUCAAGAAACACUCUCUAAUGUCCAUUUUAUUGUAAGUCGCCAAGUAGGACUGUCUGUGAUUUUAGGAUUGUUUUACCACUAUAGACCAAUACGUUUUCAUUUAGACUCUAUAAACUUCAAGAAGUCAAGCUGGCUAGUAGGCUCUGAGUUGCAAAUUAAGACUGAAUUCAAGAAUUUCGCUUGAGGAAAUUGUCAACAGCACUGCUCUACCAUUUUGUUGUCUCUAAAAUGAAUUGGGAUACAGGAAGCAUUUUUCUGCUCUCUAUUUCUUUUGUCAAAGUGAGGAGGAAUUAAUAUUUGUACAACUAGGAAAAUAGAAACCUGCCUUACAACAGGUGAAAUCAUUUGCCUAUUCAGUGAAUACUGUUCAGACAGGAGCUUUUCCAGCUCCAUCUGAAGAUGCUAGGGACUGAAAAUCUGUGAGCUUCUGAUACAAAACAUGUAUUCUGAUACUAAGUCACAGCCACAAAGUGAAAGACAAAUUUAAGGGGUUUUCCACAUUACAUACCUGCAGCAAUAUAAUUUCAUUUAAACUGUAUUGCUGCAUCUUAUAGAAUCCUGGGUUUUGACAUUUGGUGAUGCACUCUAUAGAGGUCCUUGGUUGAGAUUUCUAAGUAUCCCACCCUAAACUGAAAAUCCCAGGAUUCUGAAGGAUAAUGGCAUGCCAUUAAAGGUGGACCCAUAGCGCUAUCAUUAUUUAGUGUGAAAGAGCCUUCCAAGGCCUUCUGUAAUAUGAAGAUAGAGCUUUUUGAUAGUUUGUUUUAGUAAAUAACCACUAGUGGGUUUUCCCUCUUCCUUGAAUGUGGAUUUGACCAUGCCUGAGAAAAAACAAAUACAAAAACUAUAAUCAGUCAUUUUGAAAACUGACAGCCAGCUUGUACUUCAACUUCAUUUGUGGCUAUAGUUCUGCUUUGUACUGAUUUUGGUAAUAGCUGAUCUGUACCAUUUUUGUUUCUUUUAUCCAGUGUUUUAUUUAGGGUAUCAAAGUGGCUGAAAAUUGCUUAAUAGGAACUAAAGUUUCUAUGUGGAGAAAAAUCAUGUGUAGCUUUCCUUUCGCCUUCCCUGGGCAGAGAUGGGGCAAAGGGAAACAAAACGUUUCAAAAGGCAAAUUGCUGAAAACUUGAUUAUACCAAAGAUUAUGGAAAAUGCGAAUCUGAUAUUUGUUCCUGUGAAGUUUCCCACCCUCAUCCAUCUAUUAACGCACAGCAUCACAGCAUCUCUGUCAUUUAAGAUAAAGCACUUUCCAAUUCCAGUGUUGUUCACAUGCUGAAUAUCAAAUAUUUAUUUGACAUCUCAUACUUGAAUGACGGGUAGAAAUGUCCCCUACAUAAAACACUGGUAACAAAAAUAUAUAAAUAUAUAUAUAUUUUUAAGAAAUCAACUUGAUGUGGGUAUUGAUUUUAUAUCUGUAGUCGUGAUAAACUUCCUGUUUGAGUGUAGUUAACAAAAUUAUUUUUAAUGUAUUUUUAGAAAUCUUAAAAUUGCCUUUGCACUGAAAUAUUUUUCAAUACUAUAGCUAUUUAUAUAUCUGUUUUACGCAUACAUUUGUUAACACACUGUUUCUAUUUUUUUUAAGUGUAUGUUUUAGACUUUUUUUUAUACUUAUCAAUUUUGGAUCUCCAGGAUUUAGCUUAUAGUGGAGUUGUGACUGAAUGUUAAAAUUUUAAUGAAUGUUAAAAUUUGAAAUAGAUUUGCUCCUUAAUCACCCAAAGCUAAUGAUUUUUGCUUUAUUUACUUUCACUUCUAAAGAGUAGCUUUUAAUGUGGCAGCACAUACCGCUUACAACCAACUGCUGCUAUUGCAAUUCUUAUGUUUUUGUUCCAUAAAGCUUUGUACCAGUUGCUUGCUUUUGUGUUUCUCAUUUCCAUCCCUUAGCCUUAUAUAAGAAGACUCUUGAGUGAUGGUUUGAAAAUGUUGCAUUCCUGUCUGCCUACCAACAAAAGGUUUUACUGCAACCUCAUGGCAUCUCAACUAUUUCCUAAACUGAAUAAGAUUUUGCAGGCAGAAACAUAACUGUAGCUAUGCAGGGAGAUUUUGCGGGGUGAUGAUGAGUUAAAAUGAAUUGGAUCUGAUUUAAGCUAUGACAUACAGAGCAAACACACUGAAUUCAUUGAAUCCAAUAUUUAUAUACGGAUUUAAACCAUGAAUCAUAAUAGUAAAAAUAUUACAGUCUGUUCACUUUUGACUGUGUCUGAAUUCAUCCCUACAAACUGUAGUUUGUUAGCUGCAAAUUACAGUUAGCAUAGUUUGUUAUAGGAAUCCAAAUUCAGAUCUGUUUGAACCAUGUCUUAUCAUUUUGUCCAAACCUAGAAAUGUUGCUUGCCCCACGGUUACUUCUUCGGGUGCAUAUCCUAAAAUAUUACCUCAGAAAGUGGUUGGGAUAAAAAAAACAGGCCAGUAAAUGGACAAAACAGCUAUGGCUUAUUUAAUUGUCUAUGGGAUAAUUAAUGGCCAAAGCAACACAUUUUGGUCAGCAUAAACCAUGACAGGAAAAUAUGUUCUAGGAGAAUAGUUAAAUAAUUUAAAGGAACCACUAAAUAACUGGAUUAAAGAAAAUAACCCAUAUAUAUUUUAAAAAAGAGAAAAACUGAAUGUACUUAAGUGUGAACAUCAAUAUCUGUUUCACUCUCUAUAAUAGAAUCAUAGAGCUGGAAGACACCUCAUGGGCCAUCCAGUCUAACCCCCUGCCAAGAAGCAGGAAAGUCACAUUCAAAGCACCCCUAACAGAUGGCCAUCCAGCCUCUGCUUAAAAGUCUCCAAAGAAGGAGCCUCCACCACACUCUGGGGCAGAGAGAGAGAGUUCCACUUCCAAACAGCUCUCACAGCGAGGAAGUUCUUCCUAAUGUCCAGGUGGAAUCUCCUUUCCUGUAGUUUGUCCUGUACACAUGCAAAUGUAGCAAGGUGUCACAGCAGGGGGAACUUUGGGUCAGCAAUGACUCCUCAUCCAACUCAAGAAGUGUCCAAAUACCCUGUCAUUCUGUUUCCCAACAAAACUCCCCAUUUGAGAUACCCAUAAUAUUCACCCUCCAAACUGAGACCAUGAACAGAGAAGGGAAAUGGCACCCUUUCCAUGCAACUGGCCUCCCAUUUGGACAGGCUAGCCAUAUACUAGGGAAUCUGUGUACCUAUAACAGAAGGGAGUUUGGGUCCUGCCACAUCCUCCUCAGUGGGAGAAAGCAUGGAGCACAUUUUCUCAUAUCAAAGCAGCAGUUGCAGGAAUGCUCCUGCAGCCAGUACCAGAGUCUUAGAAGUUAUUUCACAGAAGGCAGAUUCUCCCUGACCAGGAAAAACUUGGAAAACAAUAACGCCUCAGGAACAGGGGACAUCAUUGUCUUGGACAUCCAAUUGGACAACAUAAAGCUGAUGGAAGGCCUUUGGUAGGGAACAGAGGAAAUUUUCCUCUUGUUAAAUUUAUUUGCCACUGUGCUGUAGCAGAAUCUACAUUGGUCAAUCCUAGUGGAGGAGAUUCCCUGCUGCGACAUACAAAAAUCUGUCCUCCCCAUCCCCUCCAAAGAAAACCAAAUGACUGAUGCAGUGAGUGGUGGUGUGCCAUUUCUCUUUACUUCCCCUGUCCCAAAUAGAAAACUUCAGAGGGCCCAAACUGUGACAACAGAUCAGUUGUUUAGUUAGGUGCUUGUAGUUUUGCUUGGAUACAAAGUAAGUCUUUCUCUAGCUGUAGACUGGGGCUCUGAAUGAGAGAAUUUCAGAAUGGAGACCAAUGGGCAGAAGCUAUAUUUCCAUGCAACUUAAUGUGGAGGAAUUUAGUCAGAAAAUGAAUAGAUAGUUAUAACAUUUAAGAGCAAAGUUCUGUAUAAUCAAAUAGCUUUGUCUGAUUUGGUGAACUCUUUAACAAGGAAAUGUCUCAAAUGCUUUACUUGUUAACUGCUGCCAAGUCAACUUCAACGUAUGGAUACCCUAUGAAUGAGAGGCCUCCAAGCCCCUAUAUCACCAACAGCCCUGCUUCCUUGAUUGUGUCUAUCCAUCUGGAAUGUGGUUUUCCUGCUGCUCUCUACCUUCUCAGGAUAUGUCCAAAGUACGACAACCUCAGGCAGCAACCAAAUUUCCACAAAGGAUGAACGUGUGUUUCCAUUGAGUCUUGUGUUCUUGGGAAUGGCUAGUAACAAAAUUAAACACUCUCCAUUUUUAAAAGUAUUUGUUUUGUUCAGCCCCUUAAUAGAAAAGCAUACCAUGUUUUUUCUCUCUUCUAUCAACCUAUUUAUCCCACUUAUCAAAGGAAGAAACUGCACUAGUUUGUGGCAUCUGUGAGAUCUUCUUGAAAAGCUUUAAUGGGAUUUUUGUCAUAUUAUCAAGAAAGAAAUAUGUACAUGAUUGUAUGUUGCACAAUUGCACACAUCAGUUUAUACAGCUUUAUCUUGCCCAAAUUGUACAGAAUUUUAAAUGUGUGUUGUCUGAAAAAUUCCGUCAUGUGUAUGCAGUAUCAUGCUAAAUACUCUUUCUUUCUGUAAUGUAAAGUAGGCUGGCAAAAAUGCUCUUGGGAAUGGUGGGACAUAGUUAUCAGUGCAUUAACCAUUAAAAAUACCUGUAGUCAUCAGCACUAAACACUGAAAUGUGUUUUUAAAUGGUACAAUGAUAGGUGCACUUAUCUGAUGAUAAUUCAGCCUUCAAAACUACUAUUUAGACUAUGCUAUAACACUUCAUUAACUGGAUCAAAGCAGUCUCAAAUAUUAGGAGCAUAGAAACUAUAAAUAUAUAAAUAUACAUAAUAUACAUACCUCUGCAUUCAUGUAAAGUUUGUUUUCAGUGCUAUUUUUCAACUUUCAUUUCUGUAGAUACAUGGAUUCUUUAUAUUCAUAUUUUGGAACUUUCUGUAGAUUGUAUAAAGCAGUAGAUGUUUAAAUCUGCUUGCAAUAAAAUAAAAUUUACAUAUUUGUU